AUGUACGCCCUCCAACGGUUACUCUACGGAUUCCCCGAACCGGCUCCGUACAAACGCAGCAAGCCCGUCGAGGUGCUUUGCCUGGGAUUACCACACACCGGAACCGAAUCAUUGAGCGUGGCCUUGCGAACUCUGGGCCUGCCAACAUAUCAUGGCUGGGAUUUAGUCUUCGAGCUAGAUGGCAGCAAGUUGCUACACUGUACUGAGCUAGUGCGGCGGACGUACAACGGUGCUCGCGAUGGCGACGUGCAGACUACAAAGCAAGACGCAUCCCUUCGUAGACACCAGGCUUUGUCCCGUUUGUUUCGAAUGAUGGAAAAUCGACCUAACAUUCUGGGAUGUUGGCCCUCCGCCUGCACCGCCGCCUUCUACCUCUGA
Messenger RNA from Penicillium subrubescens, 378 nucleotides. RefSeq lists its product as uncharacterized. The record is from RefSeq and is a predicted model, not a curated record. The transcript has a single exon. Bases 1 to 378 code for a protein of 125 amino acids. Lineage: Eukaryota; Fungi; Ascomycota; Eurotiomycetes; Eurotiales; Aspergillaceae.